Molecule: messenger RNA, 1413 nt
Organism: Babjeviella inositovora NRRL Y-12698
Lineage: Eukaryota; Fungi; Ascomycota; Pichiomycetes; Serinales
Product: KH domain-containing protein
Exons: 1
Coding region: 33-1118 (361 amino acids)
Biological process (GO): regulation of RNA metabolic process; regulation of gene expression
Cellular component (GO): cytoplasm; nucleus
Molecular function (GO): mRNA binding
Source: RefSeq, a predicted model, not a curated record
AGUAGCGUCUUCCCUUCAUCCCCAAUUGCGCCAUGUUGAAGAGAAAAAACGAUGAUGCUGAGGGCAGUACGACGAAGCGCAUGGCGGCGCAGGACGAAAACAACACCCCGCGAUCGGUGGUGGUGCGGGACAGCGACCCGACAUACGUGCACUUCCGGAUGCUCCUGGUGUUCAAGGAGGCACUGAUGAUCGUGGGCCCGCACGGCGAGACUAUCAAUAACUUAAAGGAACGUGCAAACGUGCGGAUCAAUGUAUCGGACAACCUCCCGAACAUUCCACAGCGGACGAUCUCGGUGCGGGGCCCCGCAGAGAACGUGGCGCAAGCGUUUGGCUUGAUCGUAAGAACGUUGAUGAAGGAGGAGUUUGAUGUUCCAUCCAACGAGGCAUCCACCAGCUACAAUUUGAAGCUCUUGGUGCCGCAUCCAAUGAUGGGCUACGUCAUUGGCAAACAGGGUAGCAAGUUUCGCGAGAUCGAGGAGCAUUCGGCUGCUCGGUUGAAGGCGGACGAGCUCCAGCUUCCGUUUUCGAACGAUCGCGUCUUGAACGUGACAGGUGUUGCAGAUGCCAUUCAUAUUGCUGUAUACUACGUCGCACAGACCAUAUUGGAGCACAAGGAGAUUUUCACCAAGCACAAGUGUGUGUAUUACAACCCGGUUAACUACCAGCCGCCCGCACCGUUCGCGCAGUUUCCGGGAAUGAUGCCUGUUCCGCCGACAUUGGGCGGUUUCCCAUACUUCCCCGGGCAGCCCGGCGCCGCUCCAGGUGUCUAUGGGAUUCUCCCGGGCAUGAUGGACAUGAAACAGGAACAGGCUGAGCGUGUGAUCACUGUCCCAGCGCACCACAUCGGAUGUGUGAUCGGGAAAAAGGGCUCCAACUUGGUCAACUUGCGAAACCGGUCCGGGGGCUGCUACGUCAAAGUUCACCCUGCUGAACUGGAGACGGAUCCGACAAAACGCACAUUAACGUUGAAGGGGACAGAAUUUACCAUAAACACAGCCGAGAAAAUGAUUUGGGGCAAGAUCAACUUCGAGGAGGAGCGUUUGAAGAAGAAAAUCGAAGAAAGCCGAUCGCCUGCUGGUGCAGACGAUCCGGAUGUCCAGAUGAAGCAGGAACACUAGAGGUAAUGGGCAUGUAUCAAGUUAACUCGAGUCUGUAGGGCGAAGAUGAUGGGUGUAAAAGUAGAGGGAUGCAGGGAGUUUACCAUGGAUGCUUUUGAGUAGCCAUAGAAUGGGACGCCGAGGGUGUAUUUCGAAUCGACACUGGAAUUCUAGUCGAUUCUCAUAAUUUAGGUAUGCACUGGAUACGGAUACUGGCACAUUUAUCGUUCCAGGUGACAACCGGGGUGUCAUACUGAGAGCAUAAUUGAAAGAACACUAGUUCCAAAAAGAUAUUGAGAGAUUCCGGGGAAAAUUC